Molecule: messenger RNA, 7518 nt
Organism: Plasmodium vinckei vinckei
Lineage: Eukaryota; Apicomplexa; Aconoidasida; Haemosporida; Plasmodiidae
Product: eukaryotic translation initiation factor 2-alpha kinase, putative
Exons: 1
Coding region: 1-7518 (2505 amino acids)
Biological process (GO): protein phosphorylation
Molecular function (GO): ATP binding; protein kinase activity
Source: RefSeq, a predicted model, not a curated record
AUGUAUAAUAAGGGAAUAAAUAUUUGCUUUAAUGAAGAUAAUAAGUGUAUUAUACUUUUACAUAUAAUAUUUAAUAAAUGUAUAAUUAGCUUCGUUGUUUCACAUGUAUUAGCAGAAAGAAAAAUAUGUUUCCUAAAUCGUAUAAAAAAUAGUAAAAUAUUUAGAAGGUUUGGAAAUAUCAAUAAUCAUAGAAGAAAUCAUGUGAAAGAGAAUUAUAAAUUUAUAGGGAGAAUAAAUAAAGGUAAAAAGAAAGGAAAUAAGUGUAGAAUAAAGUUACAUGAAUUUUAUGAAUGCGCAAAAUCAUACAUUUUAAAACAAUUUAAAUGGGUAUUAAAUAAAUCAAAGUAUAUUUAUUUUAAUAUAAUAUAUCAUUUAAAAAAUGCCUUUUUUGUGGAAUAUACACAAAGAGAGUAUUUGCCACAAUAUAUUGAAAAUUAUAUUAUUAAUACUAUACCAAAACACAUUCAAAACUUUAAUCCUAUAAAAUGGUCUUAUAAUAACAAUGAAUACGCUACAAUAAAUAAUUUAAACUUUACAAAAUAUAAAAAUAAAUAUGAAAAGCAAUACGAUAUAGAAAUGGAAGAAGAUACAAACUAUAAAGGCGCAGAUGAUAUUUUUUAUAACAGUUAUAAUUGUUGUAAUAAUAAUAGUAAAUGUGAUGAUAAAAUCGAAAAAAAUACAAUAGACAAAAACAUAGAAAAUAAGUGUAACAUAAAAGAAUAUGAUAAAAAAAAUAAAAAUAUAUUAUUUCCUAUUGAAGAAGAAUUUAAAAAAAUUAUUCAAAUAGAAAAUAAUAUCGAAAGAAAUUAUAUGGUUCCAAACGAAUCCAAUAAAAAUAUUUUAUAUAACUUAAAAAAUAUUCUUGAAAAAAUUCGAAAUAUAGAAGCAAUAUCAAAUAUAAAUAAUUAUAUUGAUGUAAAAAAUACAAUAGAAAGUUAUAAAUUCAAUCCUGCCAAGUGUAAAAAAAUAUCACAUGAGGAUAAGUACUUUCGUAAUAAAUCAAAAUUGUGUUUAUCUUGCUUUCAUAAUAUAAUUCAUAAAAUAAUAUAUUAUAGUAAAAUGGAGAAUAUAAGUUUUUCAGAUAUGUAUAAACAGUUAUUAACUACUUAUAAUAACACUUCUUGUGAAUAUUGCAAUCGAAUAAAUAACGCUAUAAAUGGCAAUAACAAUUUUUUAGCCUUAUACAAUGACGACAAUGCAUAUAAUUGGGAAUAUCGUGAAAAAAAUAAAUUUGAAGCUUUAGAAAACGAAAUUCAACGUUGGAAUUUUAAUUCGUCGUAUGGUAAUAAUUUUCCACAUAUGCAAACAAAUAGUAAAAAAUAUAGAAGAAUUUUAAACGAAGAAAACGAAAAAACAUUUAAUAAUAUCGUAGGAAGAAAUGAGAUGGAAAAUGAUGAUGAUUUCGAUGUAUAUAGUGAUAUUGGGGAAUAUAUGCUGGAUGAAAACGAUAUAGAGGGCGACAUAGAGGAGGAGGUAGAAAAACGAGGAAAAUAUCAAAAUUUAAAUAAUAUGGGCUUCAAUAAUGUAUAUAAGAAAUAUAACCAGUUAAAAGAUGAUAAUAUAAUUAUUUUUAACAAGAAUAAUAUGCAUAACAGUUUAUAUAACAAUGGGUUCAAUGAUUCAAAUUUAGAGAAAAAUAAUAUUUUAUUUCCCUAUGAAAAGUACAACAAUUUAGAUAAAAACGAACUGAACUUAGCAAAAUAUUCUCAAAAUAAGCAAUUUUAUGGUCAAUAUAAAUAUGAUGGAUCGAUAUAUAAACAUGAUUUAAUAGUACUUGAUACAUCAGGAUAUAUAUAUAAAGUAUCAACAGAUGGAACAUAUCAUUGGAAAUAUAGAAUUGUAAAAAAUAUACAAGACUACAUAAAUUAUGAAGAAGAAACUAAAACAGAAAAGUAUUAUAAUACAUUAAAAAAUAAUAAUGGAAAAAUUAACAUGGGAUACAACGAUAUUUUAAGAAACAAUGAUUAUGAGCAAAUUACAGAAAAGGAUGAUAUUGAUAAGAAGAAAAAUUAUAGUUAUGAAAAAUCUAAAAAAAAAAGUAAAAAUAAAAAUGCAAUGAAAAGGUUACUUUCAGAUUAUAGUGGCGAUUUAUUUUAUGUUGAUGAAAAUAAUGAAGCAAUUCCAAUAAAUAUAAAUAUUAAAGAUGUUGUUAAUAAUUCCCCUUUUAAAUCAACACUGUUUCCAAAUAUAUUAUUUAUUGGAUCUAGGCAAUCAAGCAUAAUUAAUUUAGAUUUUGAUACAGGACACGUAGUAAAAAAAUAUGAUGAAAAUUAUGAUGAUUUGGUAAAAGAAAAUCAAAAAGCUUUACCAAAUAAGCACGAUCAAUUCAUUAAAAAAAAUUCUAAUAUAUUGCAUGAUGAAUUAGAAAAAUAUUCGGAUCAUUCUAUAGAUAUAAAUGAUGAGAAUUAUUAUGUUGAUGAGGAUUAUAAUGCCAUAGAUGACGACUAUAUUGAAAAUAAUCUGCAACUUGAGUAUAUAGAUUUAUACGAUGAUGAAAUUGAAACAGAAAAUAAUAAUGGCAGAAAUAAUUUUUUCCUUAUUGAUGAGGAAGGGAGAAUAGAAGAACAGUCACCAAAUAAUGGAGACAAAAUAAAUGCAUAUGAUGGUUCUAACAUGCUAGAUGAAUGUGGAACAGAAAACUGUUUAAACGACCACUCAAAAGAAGAAAGCGAAAUUGUUAAUAAUAAAUUUAGUAAAAACAUCAGAGAUAAACUACUAAUCCAAAGAACAAAAAUAAAGAAUAAAAGACUCUUUUUAAUGAAAAACUGGUAUAAGAAUAUUAGCAACAAUAAUUUAUUAAAUGUAAAUUCAAGCUAUUUAGGAAUAAACCAAAAGGAAAGAAAUAACAAAAAUAUAGAAAAGGGAAAUAAAAAAAGAAAAAUUCCAAAAAGACAACUACAAAUUAGUCUUGUUAAAUGGGUUAUAAAAGCAGUCGAUGAAACAUCUUUGAAACAAAAAUGGGUAACAAGUUGGGUUGAUGUUGGAUCGAUAUUUAUCGCUGAUAGUAAUAAACAAGAUUUAUCAUAUAUUAAUUCAUUAAUUGAUAUUGAUGGCAAUAAAUUAAUAUUGAGAGGAUUAGAAAACAAUAAAGUAAGCAAGCCAUAUAAUAAUAGCAUUUCCAAAAAUAUAGAAGAUGCUGAAAGAAACGAACUUGAAUUUGCGUCCGAGAAUUAUAAAAACGAUAUACCGAAUGAAAUUGAUGAAAAAAAUAACAAAAUGGAGAACAAUGCGAAUAAAUUAAAUCCGAAUAUUAAAUCUAAAAUUUUUAUUUUUUCAAAAGAAAUAUCAUCUGUAUUUGCAUUGCAAUAUAAAAGUAAAACUAAUAUAUUCACAUUAGAUGCAAUAGUAAAACAAAAUGAAAAUUUUUUUCCUGAAUACAAUAGUAUUAAACCUUACUCAUAUAAUCUUCUUAAUUUAAAAAAUAAUAACGAUGCGCUUCUUUUGCCAUUUUCUUCAUCUAAUGACUAUUUAAAUAAUAAUGAUAAACAAAAUCUUCCGUGGAAUUUCAAUUAUGAUGAAAAUGACCCAAAUGCCAAUAAUAGCAUUGCUUUUCAAAAUUACAAUAAUUUUAUUGCUCAUCGAUUAAACAAUAUAUCAAUUAAUAUAACGUCAAUCGAAAAGGAUUUAAGAUAUUUAUUAUUAAGUAUUAUAUUCGCUUUUGAUAAGCAUAAAAAAAUUCCCAUGAAUUAUUUAUUUCAAAUGAAAACAUUAUUACAUGAAUAUCAACAAACAAAACAAAAAUUUAUGAUAUGUUUACGAGGAUUAAAUCAUGAUAAAAAUAUAAAUAUAUUUUCAAACCAUAAUGAUAUUAGAGAUAUUGAUACAAAACAUUAUGAAUAUGAUGAUUAUGAUUAUAUAAACGAAGAUAUGAAUGAGAUUGAUGAGCCUAUACACAUUUGUGAAUAUACAAAUAAAUUUAUCGAUUUAUCAUUUGAAGGAAAAGAAAAAUGUAUUGAUUAUUGUUCUAUGCUUAAUAUAUGGGAUAAAAUAUUUAAUAAUUAUACAAAUCACGAAGAUUGUUUAUUAUUAUCAAAUUUAUAUAGAAUAUUGAAUAGUACAUAUCCCCUUACUACCAAAGACUUUACUCGCAUAAUUGAUGGAAUAUUUCAAAAGGAUGAAAGAAUGUUAAUAAAAAGAAGAAAAAGAUCAAAUGGACGUUCAAGAAAUAAUGAUUUGACCGAAUUUUCAUUCUCAAAACAUAAAAAAAGUUGGUAUUGGAAUAUUUUUUAUGCAAUCGCCUUAGUGAUUGCAAUUCCAUUUGUAUUUAUUUAUAGACUAUUUAAAAAGCAAGAAGAUAAUAGGAAUCAUAAUAAAGCAAUUAUGAGAAAGAAAAAAAUUACAGAUUAUGAUGAAGAUAGUAAUGAUGCAUAUGAUGAAUUAUUAAAUAUUGAUAACAUUUUAUUAAAAAGAAACAAACGUAAAUUGGCAAAUAUAUUAAAGGAAAACGGUAUAUCGAGUUUAACUAAAGCAGGACUAGAAAUGUUUAUGACAAAAAAUUUGAAAAAAGCACAAGAUUUAGAGCAUCUAACUUUAGUAGAUAUAUUAGCUAGGCAUGCACGAGAUUCAGAUAGUGACAGUAAUUUUUAUGAUAUUCAUGAUGGUAAAUAUAAUUUAUACCCACAUUAUUAUUCUGGUCAAGAAUCAAAAUAUAGCUUGCCAAAUAUGCAUUAUAUAGAUUUAAACAAAUCGCAUUCAGGAGAUACUAAUAAAUAUGAUUUGGAUGGGAACAAUAUGUUUUAUAUGCAUAGAAGACGAGCUGCUUCACAAGAUGUUACAUAUAAGCAAUCAUUUAUAGUAAAGAAAAGGAUUAGAAGUAAUUAUAAAAUAGGAAACAAAUAUAAUAAACGAAAUUAUACAGAUUAUGAAAAGGAUAAAAAGAAUAGUUCUAUAAAAGAAAAAAGUAUCAAUGAAAAGGCUUUUGAUAAAAGUGAUUUUAUAAACUUUUUAAAAAAUUAUAAUAAAAAAUUUAUGAAAAAAAAUCCAUUUGUAGAUCAUCUUAUGAAAACUAAUAAAACAGACAUAUACAACGAAUUUAAUAAUAAUAAGGAAAAAGCUAAAAAUUUAUAUAAUGAAAAAUUUAAUUUUAAUAGUGCGGAUGAAGAAAAUAAGAGCCCUUAUUCAAAAAAAUAUUCAGAUGAAAAAAAAAAUAAGAGUAAGUUUUCGAAAUAUAUCGAAAGCGCAGAAAGCGAUAAUAAUGAUAAUAUUAAUGGAAAUAUGAACGUCGGAAAUCAUUUUAAUAAUGAUAAAGUGAGUAAUAAAGGUUCCAGUGCAAGAAAUAUAUCAAUCAUUCAAACAUCGCAUAUUCCUUAUGAUGCCCCAUUAGCCGAUUUUUUAGAAAAUGGCAGAUUUAUGAGAACUUUUCAAAAUAUAUCAUUAAUAGGGCAAGGAGGAUUUGGAUCAGUGUAUAAAGUAUCACAUAGACUUGAACCAGGGUCACCAACAUAUGCUCUUAAAUUUAUAUAUUUAAAAGUAAGCUCAUUGGAUAAUGUUAGCUCAAGAAGAUAUUUUCGUGAAAUUGCUGCAAAUAGAGAUAUAUACAGUAAACAUGUAGUUAGAUAUUACACAUGGUGGUGUGAAGAACCUCAAUUUUUACCAAUGGAUAUAAUUCCAAAAGAAAUUCAAAAUACACUUAAAAAAAAUAAAGAUCCUUUUAAAAAAGUUUGUAAUAAAAAUAAAAAAGAUGAUGAUUAUUCUAGUGAUUGCACAGCAUCUUCAGGUGAAAAUAAUAAAUUUGAUUUAAAAAAUUAUAAAAAAGUAAUAACAAAAAAAAAUUCUCUAAAAUUAAAAUUUUAUAGUGAUAAUGAAACGCCAUAUAAUAAAAGAAAAGAUAAUACUCAGAAAAAUGAAUUUUUAAAUGAUAAAAAUUUAUCAGAUAAUAUAUAUAUAAUCGAAAAUAAUAAAAAGAAGAAAAAAAAAAAAAAAAAAAAAAAAAAAAUUAUAUAUAAGGAAAAAAAAAAAGGAAAUAUCGACAUAAAUUGUGAAGCCAAUAAAUAUAGUACAUUUUAUGAACGAAAUAAUCCAAAUAAUUUCAGUUCUGGUUUUCAAGAAUAUGAUCCUUUUGGAUAUGGAUAUUUAAGUGAAAACGAAAGAGAUUUAAUUGUUUUUGCGGAUAAUGACGAAUCAAAUGUGUCUACCCACUCAAAAAAAAAUGAUAGUAAUGAGCGAAAAUCUGCGAAUAACCAAAAUGAAAUUUGUAUUACAGGGGACGAUAUCAACAAAAAUGACAAUGCCAUACAUGAUGAUAGUAAUAUUUUGGUUUGCCAAAAAUCCGAUAAAAAUUCAAUGACUAUAAAAAACAUACCGGGUAGCACUACUAAUGGCACAUUAAAUAGAGAUACUAUAAAUGACGAAACAAGAACACGAGGAACCAAUAACAAUCCGAAGGACUCUAAUGAUUAUAAUAUCGAUACAAUAAUUAAGCAAAAAGGUGAAUCAUUCGCUUUAGGGGAAAAGGCUCCUAAUAAUAAAUAUAAAAAGGAUGGUCUGGGCAUUAUUAAUACAAAUAGAAAAUUAAUUGAAGAAAACAUUAAGAAAGAGAAAGGCCAAGAGAAGGAAAAAAACAAAUUAAAGAUGAAUGGUGAAUUAGAGAAAAAGGAAAAUGCUAAUAAAAUAAAAUAUUAUAAGAAAAAAAAUGUAGGCCCAGAAUUUUCAAUUGUUUUGUUAUUACAAAUGGAAUUUUGUAAAGGACUUACAUUACGUAGAUGGCUAGAUAGACCAUCAAGAAGUGAUAAGCCUUUGCAUUUUACAUAUGGAGAUAAAAAUACAAACCAUCCUUUGGAAUUUGAUUUAUUUAAACAGCUAAUUAAAGGACUAAAAGAUAUUCAUUCAACUUGCUUUAUUCAUAGAGAUCUAAAACCAGAAAACAUAUUUGUAGAUUUAGAUACUUAUAUAUUAAAAAUAGGAGAUCUAGGAUUAGUACGAUUUAUAGAAGAAAAAAAAAGAGAAAACGAUUUAAGUAAUAUAGAUAACUUUAAAGAUAAUAUAUAUACAGAAAUAAAUCACAACACUAUAACUAGUCAAAUUUCAAUGAAAGGGCAAAUUAUAGGAACCCCUGGAUAUACAGCACCUGAAGGAGGGGCUUUAUGCGACGAAAAAGCAGAUAUUUAUAGUGCAGCUUUAAUACUACUAGAGUUAUUAUGCCCACGUUUUAAUACAAUAAUGGAAAGAUAUAAAACAUUAAAUGAUUUUCGAAAUUAUUAUACUGUGCCUGACUAUGUUAAGAUUCAUUUAAAUCCUUGGUAUAUCUUGAUGUUACAAAUGUCUAAACCUAAUCCAGCUGAUAGGCCAUCGGCAGCAGAUUUAUAUAAUAAAAUAAAGGUACUACUAGAUCCGCAUUUGACAGAUUUUACUUUUAGCUUUAAUGAUAUAAAUAAUGAUGAUCUCGAAUAUACAGGAAGCCGUAAUGUAAUAAAUUCUACCAGCAUCAAUGCUGAUAUUAAGGAAAACAUUAAUCAAAACAAUUUAGUGGAUGAUAAAGAUAAUAAUAUUAUUAUUAGUGGAAACGAGGCUGAUCAUUAA